AUGAUUGAUAAUUAUUUAUAUGGAUCAGGCUCCACAGCUUCACAUACUAAUUUGUAGAGUCAAAAAAUAUAAAUUAUUUAGAAAAUAAUUGGAUAUAAUCCUAAAUUAGAUAAAUCUAAAUUGAAUUUAAUUCCUUUAAGAAAUAUAUUACCUGUUUCUAUAAAAUAACUGGAUUUUAUAUUAACUAAUCUAAUUUAAAGUAAUUUCAUAAAAUAACUUAGUUAUUUUGGAAACUAUUAAAAGAGAUUUAGAAACACCUGAUAUUAGUUUAGACUAAAUAAUGGUAAUUGAAUAAAAUCAUGAAUGUGGGAUUCCAUUUAUAUUUAGUAAAGAAGACAAUACAACUGCUAGACAAUGUGAAGAUAAAUUAUGCAAUUAAUUUCAAGUUUUAUGUAAUUCUAUUACUAAAUUUUUUAGGUGAAUAAUUAGGAUUUGAUGAAGAAUUUGCUAAUUCUAUUAGUUUGUAAUAAUUUUAGGAUAGGCUUCUAUUGAAAAUUAAUUUUUAAUAAGAUGCUUUAGAAGAGAAUAGCGACACUUUAUUGUAAUUAUUACAAAUAACAAAAUCAUAACCAAUAUUUAACAAUGAAAAUACUUAUCUUUAUCCAAUAUAACCUCCAAGUUUUAUACUUAAAAAUCUAAAUGAAGAUGAAAUUGUUGUUAAAAUAUCAAAAAUACUAGAUGAGGAAUUUUAUGAUUUACGAGAAAUAUCAAUAAUUGAAGAAUUUAAUAACAAACAUCUUCCACACUUAUAUGGUUAUCUUAGAUAUUCUGACAUAAUUAUUUUGUUUAUGAAAAAACAUGAUUGUACAUUUAAUUGGAUUGCAACUGAAUUAUUUAAAAAAAGAAAAGAACUUAAAUCAGAAUAGAUUGAAUAAAUUAUAUAUAAAACUUAUGGAAGUAUGAUACAUGCUUUGAGUUAUAUUCAUUCAAUAGAUUUAAUUCAUAGAGAUUUAAAACCAGAAAAUAUAAUGUUUGAUUUAUUCUAAAAUACAGAGGAUAUAGCUGAACUUUAACAAAUACCAUUUAAUUGUGUUUUGAUUGAUUUUGACAGAUCUAUUUUAGUUGAUAAUGUCCAUUCUAAAAAAAAAUCUUAAUAUAAAGGAACUCCAUUUUAUAGACCUCCUGAAGGAAUACAGGAUAAAUAUCAUUCAAGUUAUGAUAUUUGGUAGUUAGGAUUUAUGUGGUUUCUAAUAUCAAAAUAAUUCUUCUACAGAAAAAAUAUACAAAAAAGUUCUGAUAAGUAAUUAUAUGACAAUAUUUGUAUUAUGAAAACAAAAACGUUUGAAUUUAAUUAAAAGAUAAUUGAUUUAUAAGAAUAACUUUAAUCAAUAGAUACGAGAAGAAUUGACGAUAAAUAGAAAGAAAAAGAAAAGAAAACUUUAUAAACUAAUAUUUAAAUUUAAUUUGAUUAAAGGAAGCAGUUAUACAAUCAUUAUAUUUAAUUAAUUGAUGAUCAAGAGAAUUUUAUUACAUAUAAAAUUCAACUUUAAAAUCUAAUUAAAAAAAUGAUAGAUUUAGAACCUAAAAAUAGAGCAACUAUUUAUGAAAUAUAAGCAGUAUUUAAUACACUAAUUGAUUGA
Messenger RNA from Paramecium sonneborni, 1580 nucleotides. NCBI's taxonomy places the organism in Eukaryota, Ciliophora, Oligohymenophorea, Peniculida, Parameciidae. The record is from the annotation of a GenBank genome assembly.